Molecule: messenger RNA, 648 nt
Organism: Lodderomyces parapsilosis
Lineage: Eukaryota; Fungi; Ascomycota; Pichiomycetes; Serinales; Debaryomycetaceae
Gene: MAD2
Product: spindle checkpoint protein
Exons: 1
Coding region: 1-648 (215 amino acids)
Biological process (GO): mitotic spindle assembly checkpoint signaling
Cellular component (GO): cytoplasm; nucleoplasm; kinetochore
Source: RefSeq, a predicted model, not a curated record
AUGUCAGCUUCCAAGCUAGCGCUAAAAGGCUCGUCCAAGAUCGUAUCUGACUACUUCGAAUUUGCCAUUAACAGCAUUCUCUUCCAACGAGGCAUAUACCCAGCUGAGGAUUUUAUCACGGUACGAAAAUACGAUUUGCCAAUGGUUAUCAACAAUGACGAAGACGUCAAAAACUACAUCAGCAACAUCAUGCAGCAAUUGAAGAAAUGGAUCUAUGGUAAAAGGAUAACCAAGUUGAUUGUGGUCAUUGUGUCCACUAGUACCGGAGAAAGUAUAGAACGAUGGGAAUUUAAUAUUGAGACCAAAGAUGAUGAUGAUGCAGAGGAGAUCAAUAAUAAUGAAAGUGUAGGUAAUAAGGAACAAGAUGGUGAUGGAAAGAAGAGCAAGAGUGAAAUUCAAAAGGAAAUAAGAGCAAUUAUACGUCAAAUAACAUCGUCAGUGAGUUAUUUGCCUAUCCUAAGAGAUGAUGAAUAUACAUUCAAUGUCUUGGUGUAUACUGACAAAGAUACAAAUGUGCCUAUACAAUGGUGUGAUACAAAUGGUGAUGGAAGGGUAUUGGAAGGUGACAAUGUUGAUGAGAUAGAUUUUGCCAGUUUCAGCACCGAUAAGCACAAGGUGAAGACUUCAGUUAGUUACAAAUUUGAAUAG